UUUCCUCUUUCUUUUCUCAUUUUCUUCCCACAGUGUGACCCCCCCUCUUUUCUUUUCUCCCCUCUGCCUCUGUUUUCCAUCUCCAUCCUCCAUCUCCUCCCAUAUUCACCCCAUAAUUCCUGUCUUAUCCGCUUUCUCACACAACAUUUUCCAAGACCACCCUCUCUCUCUCUCUCUCUCUCUCUCUCUCCUCAUUCCUCCUCUCCUUCUACUCCUCUCUCCUCUCCUUUUUUUUCCUCCUUCUUUGCUCACUCCCUCUAUUUCCCUGUGGCCCUCCCCCUCCCUUUUCAUGUGUCCCCCCUCCCUCCAUCCUCUCUUCCCCUCGCCGCUUCAGUCAGUCAAAGAAGAGAUUCACGGAAGGAGAGAAAAGGGGGGAAAGGCAGGACGAGAGUGAGAGUGGAGCGCAGGAGCGGGGCAGGCUGGGGAGCUGGGGUGCUUGUGGGGUCUCAGCCCUCUGUCGUGGGGGGGUUGGGAGGGUCGAGAUACACCCCAGCAUUUUGUCUUAAAGUACCAUGGACUGCCUCUGCAUUGUGACUACAAAGAAGUACAGGUACCAGGAUGAGGAGACGCCCCCCCUGGAGCACAGCCCAGCACAUCUGGCUCCAGGGAAAAGUGCCGAGAUGCUUCAUAUGAGCGACAAGAACCUCGCCGCCAUGGAGGCCAUUCACGGCUACACACCGCACACACACAUCUCUCCUGUCAAGCCUGUGUUGAUGUCGACAGGACACACUCCAAUGUACACCUCUGCUGUUUCCACUCUGGUAAGAACGAUAAAAAGUCGUGCGUGUCGCUCCGUCACCUCACCGUGUCGCUCCAUCGUUCAUCGUCCCAUUUGAGUUUGGUUUUUUUUUUACGCCUCAUCCUCUGUGUAGCUGUGUCCGUCCGUCCGUCCGUCCUUCUGUCUGUUGACUUUUCUACAUCACUGACCGUUGACACCGUCCUGUUUCACCUCCAGCUUUGUUUUAGCCCUAAAUCACCAAACUGCUGCUGAAUGUUUCCUGUUGUUGGUGGAGGUUGACACUGGCGUUUGUUGUUAUGCUAACGACCCAAAACAGAAACACAUUUUCUCCAGAAUAUUCUCCACAUUAGAAUUUCCCACAAUGCUUUGUGGUUUGUUGGACGUGUUGCACUGUGAUUGACGACAGUAGUUCUGUGUCCAGUUCAGGUCGAUCUCUAAAACUAAAAUAUUACCUAUAUUUGUAGUUUGUAUAAAUUAAAAUAUGACUAAA
This is a messenger RNA of Cynoglossus semilaevis (tongue sole), 1229 nucleotides long. RefSeq names its product disks large homolog 4-like. The transcript is spliced from 3 exons. Bases 513 to 836 code for a protein of 107 amino acids. Lineage: Eukaryota; Metazoa; Chordata; Actinopteri; Pleuronectiformes; Cynoglossidae. The record is from RefSeq and is a predicted model, not a curated record.